AUCAAAGCAAAGGUGUCAAGCUUUCGUCCACUGGAUAAUGAAGGCACUUGCGGUAUCAAUCUUUGUUCUUCUUUCGUUCAUCAUUUCCUGUUUGUCUUGUCCGUUCCUGCCACCAUGUGAAUGCGACUCCAAAUCUUCAACCGUGUACUGUAGAAAUCUAAAUCUAACCUCAAUUCCGAAAAUUAUGCCGACAAACGGUUCAUGGACAGUAUUUUUGAAUAACAAUAGAUUAAGGCAAAUACCUGGAAAUGUAUUUAUGGGGAUAAAGUUGCAUAUGUUGGUACUAGAUAAUAAUGAAAUAGAAACGAUUGGCGAUCAAGCCUUCAUUGGGAGUGAAAAAUCGAUAAUCUUUCUAGACAUGGUGGGAAAUAAAUUGACGUCACUGCCAACAGCCAUUGGCAAGCUUCAAAAUAUAAUGUCGCUCUCUGUAUCUGGAAACCCGUUGCCUGAUUUAGAUAACGAGAUCAUGAAGAACGUUUCGAAAUCUUUGCUAUUUAUAGAUUUUGGAUCACGUGAUCUCCAAGCAUGGCCAACCAGUUUGAAAUGUCUCACAAAAUUAGCCUCGAUAGACAUUUCAGGUGUGUCCUUUAUUAGUCUGCCAGAAGACGUUUUCUCUCCGUACAAGGACUCUUUGCAACAUCUUGGAAUCCACGACACGAAUUUGACAAGACUUCCUUCUUCGAUGAAUGAACUUCACAAUCUCCAGGAUCUGAAACUAGAUGGAAAUACCAAUCUUACCGCGGAAGCGAUACAGAAGUCAAUGCCUGAAGGUCUACCGGGUCUUAUAGAGGUCACUUUCCAAAACAAUGGACUUACAAAGCUUCCAGAAAUUCUCCUGAACGCCAGCCAUCUUUACAGCGUCACAGUUUUGGACGAACCUGUCGUGUCGUUUGGUGAAAACUUGUUCACAUCAAACUUCAGCGACAGUUAUAAAUAACACCAAAUUGUCCCAUGUUCCAAAGUGUGUCUCGAAAGUGAAUAGCAUUACACAACUUCAAAUAACCAGCAGUAAUAUUUCAUCCAUACACGAA
Messenger RNA from Magallana angulata, 1031 nucleotides. RefSeq names its product leucine-rich repeat and IQ domain-containing protein 4-like. Gene Ontology annotation, molecular function: protein binding. NCBI's taxonomy places the organism in Eukaryota, Metazoa, Mollusca, Bivalvia, Ostreida, Ostreidae. The record is from RefSeq and is a predicted model, not a curated record. The transcript has 2 exons. Bases 38 to 937 code for a protein of 299 amino acids.